AGUUGAGAACUUAGGCGAGGUUAAAACCCUAAAAACUCAAUGCUGCCCCGCAUAAAUUCAAUGUUUAGCCACAUUACCUAGCCACAUUUGAAAUCCAUCAGUGGGGCAUUCGAUGUUCAAGUUCAACCCCAUCAUUGAAUGUUGACCGCGAAGUUCAAUCUUCUUCUCCACAAAGAAAUCAUGAGCAGACCCAGCAAAUUCUGAUAAAGUGAAAUAUGGUCCAAAACAAGAUCCAAGGAAAUGUCGACAGUAUCGAUCGUUUCUGUCGUCAAUACCUACAACUUGAACGGGAAUUGGAUUAUCCUUCAUCUACCAUUCUGAAGGAAGCUGAUGUGCAAGAUCUUCUCUACCAUAAAAUAUUCAGUAACGAUGCCCUCUCUUACCCCCCUCCCAAAAGAUACAAACUCAGGGUCUUGAAGGAGCUUCUAUCAAGAAUUGAAGCGAGCAUUGAUGACUGGGAUCUUUAUGGAAUUUCGGACGAUUUGAUGACCGCCUUCUCUAUUCUCCUUCUUUCUCCACUCCCCUCCGAACUCACUGCAGUCCUGCAAAAAUCGUAUGUCACUUACACCCUGCCAUCUCUUGAUACAUCAUCUACUCCGUCGCCUCAAGUCACAUUACUUGAGUCACGGGAUCUUGUCUCUGCUUCUGGUACUACUGGUCUCCGUACCUGGGAAGCUUCCCUUCAUCUUGGCCAAUAUCUGGCCGCCAACCCCUAUCUCAUUCAAGGAAAACAUGUGCUAGAACUAGGAGCAGGUACUGGGUAUAUAUCUAUUCUCUGUGCUAAGUUUCUAAACCCUAUUCUAGCCAUCGCGUCAGAUGGCUCCGACGACGUAGUAGCAAACCUCCCUGAGAACUUCUUUCUAAACGGGCUUCAGGGGUCGGCCACGGUCCAGGCCAUGGAAUUGAAAUGGGGACAUGCUUUGGUAGGCACAGAAGACGAGCAUUGGAAUCGCGGUAUACCUGUCGACGUUGUUCUCGCAGCGGAUGUCACGUACGACGAGGAAAUCAUCCCAUCACUCGUCGGAACACUAGAGGAGCUUGUGGGGAUGUUCCCUCAUAUCACAAUACUCAUCGCCGCCACUGAGAGAAAUCAAGAAACUUUCCAAGCAUUUGUUGAGGUCUGUCAGAAGAAGAACUUCACCGUCGACGAGAUCGACUUUACCCUUCCACCCAGAGAGAGCCAGCGUGGCCCAUUUUACAACGACCAAGUACCCAUUAGAAUUUGCAAAAUAUCAAAGUAAUUGGCGACAUGAUUUUCAGUGUAUCUCUACCAAGUAGAUAUAUACCUUCUUCUAUUUACGCCAACGCUAAUAUAAGUCUUAUGUUUACAUGAUCAUGUCUAAUCUAUCUACCUAGGUACCUAACCAAGCCUUAGUUAUGGAGCUACACAAUCCUUAAUACCACUACAAAUAUGUACAUACAUGUAUGCAUGCAUGUGGUUACCAGUCUAGGUAGUAGGUACCUAGGUAAUAGAAUAUUUGUAUGUACAUAUAUCUUAAUAUCAAUAAUGUUCAUAAACAUCAAUUCAAUCAAAGGCCUCGAAGG
This is a messenger RNA of Hypoxylon fragiforme, 1545 nucleotides long. Its product is annotated as FAM86A protein. The record is from RefSeq and is a predicted model, not a curated record. The coding region runs from base 216 to 1241 and encodes 341 amino acids. The transcript is spliced from 3 exons. NCBI's taxonomy places the organism in Eukaryota, Fungi, Ascomycota, Sordariomycetes, Xylariales, Hypoxylaceae.